AUGAACAGCGCAGCAGAGCAAUUCUGCCUCUCACUCUUGAACAACUGCAGAACCCUGAAAUCCCUCCACCAAUUCCAGGCCCGAGCCACCAAAACCGGCCUCGAAACAAACCCACUCGUCGCCGGAAAAUUGCUCCUCCACUGCGCCGUCAACCUCUCCGGCGGCCUCGACCACGCCCGCCUCCUCCUCCGCCGCGUCCCCAACCCCGACCCCUUCAUGUACAACGCCGUCAUCCGCGGCUUCUCCGACUCGGACUCGCCCCGGGACUCCAUCUCCACCUUCUCCCUCAUGCUCCGGGCCUUGGACACCCCUCCCGACAGCUUCUCCCUCGCCUUCGCGCUCAAAUCCGCCGCCAACAUGCGCUGCUUCAGAACCGGCGCUCAGCUCCACGGCCAGGCCCUGGCCCGCGGGCUCGGCUCGCAUCUCUUUGUUGGGACCACGCUGAUCAGCGUGUACGCAGAGUGCGGGUGCCCCGAGUCCGCCCGGAAGGUGUUCGACGAAAUUCCUGAACCAAAUACCGUAACUUGGAAUGCGCUGGUGACUAGUUUCUUUAGAUGUCGCGACAUUGAAUAUGCCGAGCGAGUGUUCGAUCAAAUGCCUGAAAAGAACUUGACUUCGUAUAAUUUAAUGCUUGCAGGGUAUAUGAGGUUGGGCGAGGUUAACCGGGCAAGGAAACUGUUCGACAAAAUGCCUGUGAGGGACGACGUGUCUUGGAACACCAUGAUUGUUGGGUUGGGACAACACGGGUUUUUCGACGAGGCAUUUGGGUUUUUUCGGAAGUUUCAUGUUAUGGGAAUGAAGCCCAAUGAAGUGAGCCUGACAGGUGUUUUAUCCGCUUGCUCACAUUCAGGCGCGCUCGAAUUUGCCAAGAUACUGCACGGGUUUAUUGAGAAAGUCGGUUUAUUUUCGAUAACUCCGGUGAAUAAUGCUCUAAUUGAUACUUAUUCCAAAUCGGGUCGCGUAGAUAUGGCUCGUUCGGUAUUCAACAGUAUGCCGGGGAAUAAAAGUGUCGUUUCUUGGACUUCAAUGCUCGUGGGCCUGGCCAUGCAAGGGCACGGCGAGGAGGCAUUGGGCCUUUUUCACGAGAUGGAGAAAUCCGGGACAGGCCCAGAUAAGAUUUCCUUUGUUGCAUUACUUUACGCGUGCAGUCACGCUGGUCUAGUCGAGGCGGGUCGUGAGGUGUUCGAUAAAAUGACCCGAGUUUACAAUAUCGAGCCCGAAAUCGAGCAUUAUGGAUGCAUGGUCGAUUUAUACGGAAGGGCCGGCCGGUUAAUCGAGGCCUACAAUUUCAUAACCCAAAUGCCAAUUCCGGCGAACGACAUCAUCUGGCGAACCCUUCUCGGAGCUUGCGGGUUUUACGGGAAUUUGAAUCUCGCCACGCGUGUAAAGGAGAGGCUUUUCGAGCUCGACCCGAAUAAUUCGGGCGAUCACGUUUUGCUUUCGAAUAUUUACGCGGUCAAAGGUAAAUGGGAUGACGUGGCGAACGUGAGGAGAUCGAUGACCGAUCUUAAUUUGAGUAAAAUCCCGGGUUGGAGCAUGAUUGAGGUGGAUAAGGCUAUGUAUACUUUUAUGGCCGGGGGAAAACGAGAUGAUGAUGAUGUCAUGCAUGAGGCGUAUAGGAAAUUGGAUGAGAUAAUGUCGAGGAUUAGAGUCGAAGGAGGUUAUGUACCGGAAGUGGUUAAUGUUCUGCAUGAUGUUGAGGAGGAAGAAAAGGAGGGCUCGGUUAUCGCGCACAGCGAGAAAUUGGCCGUGGCUUUUGGGAUGUCGAGGUUGCGAAAGGGUUCGGUUUUUUUAAGGGUUGUGAAGAAUUUGAGAGUGUGCAAAGAUUGUCAUAAUGUGAUGAGGUUGAUUUCAAAGGUUUAUGGUUUGGAGAUUGUUUUGAGAGAUAGGAGUAGGUUUCAUGGUUUUAAGGAUGGGGUGUGCUCCUGCAGAGAUUACUGGUGA
Messenger RNA from Striga asiatica, 1944 nucleotides. The record is from the annotation of a GenBank genome assembly. Lineage: Eukaryota; Viridiplantae; Streptophyta; Magnoliopsida; Lamiales; Orobanchaceae.